Labrus mixtus (cuckoo wrasse) is the source of this 7868-nucleotide messenger RNA. Its product is annotated as zonadhesin-like. Bases 105 to 7268 code for a protein of 2387 amino acids. The record is from RefSeq and is a predicted model, not a curated record. The transcript has 30 exons. Gene Ontology annotation, cellular component: membrane. NCBI's taxonomy places the organism in Eukaryota, Metazoa, Chordata, Actinopteri, Labriformes, Labridae.
GUGUUUCCACAGAGAGGCUCAUCAUUCAUUCUCCAGCUCAUCAAAGAGGGAGACAGUAUUAGCAACGGGAGAGCAGCUGAGAGGCUGCCGCUAAGGGAUCAGCUAUGCUCCGAAGCAUCCACACAGAUUUGUUGGUCACAGUGACUCUAAUCUUUUUAACUCAGACUGGGACUCCGAUCAGGGCUGAAAAUGAUUUUUCAUUAGUUACUUUACCAGAAAGGAGAGAAAAUUCAGAGUAUGUUUCAGAAUGUUUCUACGACAGGCACAACAAUUACUUUUGUGACUGGACAAGAAAUCAACAAACAACAGGAGAUGAUGCAGUUAAUACUUUAGAGAGUGGUCCAUUGGGAAUGGAGGGGGAGGCCUGUCUGGAGUUCUGGUACCUAGCUGGCUCAGAUGUCCGGGCUUUGUUAAAAAGCAGCCUUGGUGAGGUUGAAAUCUGGUCAUCACCUGCAUUAACAGAGGAGACUUGGAGACGCGUGUUUGUUCCCUUGAACGUCACCGAAGCAGGGACUCAGGUUGUAUUCAAGACGGUUCAAGCAGCUUCCAUGGAAGGACAAGUCACACUUAAACAGAUAGGUGUGAGGAGAGGCUCAUGUGGACCACAGUGUGAAUCCAACACAGAGUUAUGGACAGAUGAGUCCACUCGCUGCCUUUGCUCUGAUGGCCAGCUCUCCUGCUCGCUCUCUCAGUGCCCUCAGGGCCAAAUCUGUGGCCCUCAAAGAGGAGGCUCCACUGGGAUUUUCGCCUCUGGGACAUGCACGAUACAUAGUGACACAGACUGCAGCACUUUUGAUGGAGUGCUGUUCCGCUUCAUGGCUCCCUGCUCCUAUGUACUGGUUAAGAGCUGCUCACCCAGCGAGGCCCCGCCUGCGUUCAUUGUGGAAGUGGUCAAUGAGCAAAACGGGAACUCAUCUCUCUCGACUGUACAGCGGGUUGUUGUGGUCGUGGGGCACCACAGAAUUUCCCUGAUGAAGAAGAUAACGCGCUGGGUUGUGGUCAAUGGAGUCUGGCAGAAGCUUCCACUGAACAUCCACAAUGUCCACAUCAAGAGUAACCCCGCUGCUGUGUCACUGAGAACAGACUUUGGCCUUUCAGUUUCAUACGACAGCGCUGGUGCAGUCCACGUCAAGCUGCCAACCAAGUACUCUGAUAAAGUCUGUGGCUUGUGUGGAAACUUUAACCAGCUCGAAGAAGAUGACUUCAGAACGCCUAGUGGGUCAAACGCAAGAGAUGCGACAGCUUUGGCUGAGAGUUGGCAGACGAGGGAAACCAGCUCCUCGUGUGAAACCAUGCUGGUACCACAUCAGUGUGACCCACUGGAGGAGGCGGAGUAUGCCAGUGAGCUUUACUGUGGAGGCCUCCUCUCGAGUGCUGGGCCCUUUUCCAACUGCCUGUCAGUGGUGAGGGCAGAGAGCUACUUCAGGGGCUGUGUCGUCGGCAUGUGCUCUACUCACGGUGACCCUGGAGUACUGUGUGAGACUUUAAAGGUCUAUGCUGAUAUCUGCCAAGAGGCUGGAGUGGCAGUACCUCUCUGGAGGAACUCUUCAUCCUGCUCCCUUCAGUGUGGUGAGAACAGCCAUUAUAACUCUUGUGCUGAUGGCUGUCCAGAUGUGUGCUCCAGCUUGGAUAUAGUUGGCUCCUGUGGAAGCUGUGUAGAGAGGUGUGAUUGCGACCCAGGCUACAAACUCGAUGGAGGAAAGUGUGUCCCAGCAGAGGGCUGUGGGUGCUGGUAUGAAGGAAAACACUAUGAGAAAGGAGAAACAUUAAUGGAAGGAGAGUGUGUGCAGCAAUGCAAGUGCAUGGGGAGUAAUGAGUUGGAGUGCAAAGCAAUGCGGUGCGCAGACAAUGAGGUCUGCAAGGUCAAGGAUGGAGUCAAAGGUUGCUUUGCUUUCCAUCCUGUCACCUGCAGUGUGUAUGGGGAUCCACAUUAUAUCACCUUUGAUGGGUUGGCCUACGAUUUUCAAGGAGGUUGCAGUUACACGCUGAUGACAACAUGCGGAAGAGAAAGCACAGUCCAGUUCACUGUAAUCGGACACAACAUGCAUCCCGCCCUUCUGAACUUCACCCGGUCCAAGCUGCAAGCUGUGUCUCUUCAGGUCGAUGAUCUAUACCUCAACCUGAAUAUGAGUGGAGAAGUCUAUGUGAAAAACAACCCUGUUGGAAUCCCCUAUUUCACCAAUGGCACAUAUGGCUCAGUAUGGGUUAAUAUGUGGAAUAACUAUAUUAUCUUGGAGUCAACCUUUGGCCUCAGGAUUAUGAUCGAUGGGGAGAACAGGCUGUUCCUGCAAGUGGAUGACCGCUACAAGUAUGAACUGUGUGGACUGUGUGGCACCUACUCUGAACACCAGGAUGAUGACUUUGUAAAACCAGGAGGCCAAAAUGCUACUGGGCCAUUUGAGUUUGGUGACAGCUGGAGGCUUCCAGGCAGUGAUGAGUGUGUGGCUCAACCUAAUAAUCCAAGAGUCUGUGAUUAUGAAGAGGAGAAUGAAGCAUACAAUGAGUGUUUCACACUAGUAGGGGAGCCCUUCAAGCCCUGCCAUGAAAGAAUUCACCCAAGCAUCUACCUUAAUAGUUGCGUCUACGACUACUGUGACACAAGUGGUGACCAAAACACCCUAUGCGAAUCUCUAAAGUCCUAUGCUGCAGCAUGUGAGGUUGCAGGAGUGGAGCUGCUCAACUGGCAGAUGGACACUGCCUGUGCUGACCCCCCAACCACUGCAACACCUCCAACAAUUCCAACUGCUUCCUCUCCAACACCAGAUCAGACUUUGUGUCCCAUGAAUUGCGACUUUGAAAAAAAUAUGUGUGGAUGGGAACAGCUUAUACAGGACAGUUUUGAUUGGACAAGAAAUUCAGGAUCCACACCAUCAGAUCAAACAGGUCCAAACCAAGACCACACCACUGGAGCUGGUUCCUACAUGUAUAUUGAGGGGAAUAGUGCGACACAUGGAGAUUCAGCUCGUCUGAUAAGCUCAACGUGCCAUUUUAAUGGCCCACUCUGCCUACACUUCUGGUACCAUAUGUAUGGUUCAUCUUCAGCCAUGGCCCUCAAUAUCUUCCUGCUCAAAGGCAAUAAGGCCACCAAGCUUUGGUCACUGAUGAACAACCAGGGACCAGAAUGGCAUCCAGUAAAUGUUGAUAUUGAAGUGUCUGGUCCGUUCCAGAUCAUAGUGGAGGCAAUUCGAGGCUCUAAUGAUCAGUCAGAUGUGGCCAUUGAUGACAUUUCCAUCCACUUUGGCUCUUGCAAAGGCAUCUUCCCUGACCUGGUUAGUGGAACCAUACUUCCUUCCACAAUUGCAGAAAUACUCCCUUCACACACACGUAAGUCCACAGGAAGCAAUAUUUUAUGGGCCACUUGUUUCUGCAUUAGAAGCUGGAGUCUGCCUUUUGCCUUUUCCCUUAUAGUCUGCAGUCUUGACUGCAGCUUUGACAGCAACCUUUGUAGCUGGAGUCAGAUGAUCACAGACGCUUUUGACUGGACAUGGAACAGUGGUUCUACCCCCACCCUAAUGACUGGGCCCUCUGCUGAUCACACUGGUGAUGGCCACUAUCUUUACAUUGAGGCCAGCAGCGUGACACAUGGAGACACAGCUCGUCUUAUCAGUUCUGAGUGUUCUGACUCUGGUCCUCAGUGUCUGCAGUUCUGGUACCAUAUGCAUGGUUCUGCAGACACAAUGGGCCUCCAUGUCUACUUGCUCCAGGAUAGAUUAGCCAAUGCUGUUUGGUGGAAGAGGAAUGAUCAAGGAAAUAUGUGGCAACUGGCUCAAGUGGACUUCACAACAACUGGAGCCUUCAAGAUCAUCAUUGAAGGACGUAGAGGCUCCAAUGAAGAGUCUGAUGUUGCUAUUGAUGAUGUGAUGCUUCAUCGUGGUCGGUGCACUGAUCUGAAUGAUGUUGUGACAAAUCCUCCUGUACCAGAGGGAAACACCACAGCCCCUGCACCAACCUCCGCUCCAGAGCCUCCUCUAGUCUCCUCAACUGUUAAACCUGUCACCUUACCUCCCAUAGUAGAAGCAACAACCCACUUAGUUACUGUUAACAAUGUUACUGAUGAUUCAGAUAAUGGAUCUCUUCCACAACCAGUAUGCCAGCUCCACUGUAAUUUUGAACAAGACAUAUGUCAGUGGAAACAACUUCUUGCUGAUGUUUUUGACUGGACUAGACAUAGUGGCGCCACUCCUACUACGAUGACUGGGCCUUCCUCGGAUCACACCACAGGAGAUGGCCACUACCUAUACAUUGAAGCCAACGGGGUGUCACAUGGAGACACAGCUCGUCUCAUUAGUUCUGAGUGUGUUAACUCUGGUCCUCAGUGUCUGCAGUUCUGGUAUCAUAUGUAUGGUUCAGCCGAUACAAUGGGCCUCCAUGUCUACUUGCUCCAGGAUAGAUUAGCCAAUGCUGUUUGGUGGAAGAGGAAUGACCAAGGAAAUAAUUGGCACCUGGCUGAGGUGGACUUAACAACAACUGGAGCAUUCCAGAUCAUUUUUGAGGGUCGAAGAGGCUCUAAUGAUCAGUCUGAUGUGGCUAUUGAUGAUGUGUCUCUUCAUUAUGGCCAUUGUGCAGACCUGGCUAAGCCUGUUACCCCUGCUCCCACAAUAUUUGAGACCCCAGCAACAGAAGGUCCAGAGCUUCCUUUUGUGAACAGCACAACUGCUACACAGCCACAGACAUCAACGACCCAACAACCUUCAACAAAUCAAAGUACAGCUAAGCCCCAACCAACAACAGAGAACCCACAACUUGAAACUUCAUUGCAACCAAAACCUGAAAACACAGAACAACCCCAAACAACAGCAUGGACAGAUCAGCCAGCUACAUCAACGAAUGAAUCCCAAACCACAGCUAGACCCCCCCCAGUAACAACAGAGUACCCAGCACUUGAAACUUCAGAGCAACCAAAUCCUGAAAUUACGGAAAGACCAGACUCUACAGAUGGACCUGUAAAUCAAACACAGACACAAGCAACUGCUCAGCCACAGCAACCAACAACUGUGAGACCUCAACCUCCAACCUCAGUUAAUCCACAACCUCCAAGCACAGCUCAGCCACAACCAACCACAACAGCUCAGCCCCAGCCACCUACAACAACUCAACCACCAACAACAGCACAGCCACAGCCACCAACAACACAAUCACCAACAACAGCACAGCCAGAAGCACCAACAACUGUGAGACCACAACCUCCAACUACAGGUGGACCUCAACCUCAAACCUCGGUAAAACCACAACCUCCAACCACAGCUCAGCCACAGCCACCAACAACAACUCAACCACCAACAACAGCACAGCCACAGCCACCAACAACACAAUCACCAACAACAGCACAGCCAGAAGCACCAACAACUGUGAGACCACAACCUCCAACUACAGGUGGACCUCAACCUCAAACCUCGGUUAAACCACAACCUCCAACAACAGUUAAACCACAGCCCCCAACAACAGAAGGACCCCAACCUCCAACAACAGCUCACCCACAAACCACAGUUAGACCCCAACCAUCAACCACAGCUCAACCGAAACCCCCAACAACAGCUCAGCCACAGCCACCAACAUCAGUGAAACCUGAACCUCCAACAACAGAUAAGCCACACCCACCAACAACAGUGAAACCACAACCGCCAACAACAGGUGGACCUCAACCUCAAACCUCGGUAAAACCUGAACCUCCAACCACAGCUCAGCCACAGCCACCAACAAUGAAACCACAACCGCCAACAACAGGUGGACCUCAACCUCAAACCUCGGUAAAACCUGAACCUCCAACCACAGCUCAGCCACAGCCACCAACAACAGUUAAACCACAGCCCCCAACAACAGCUCACCCACAGCCCCCAACAACAGCUCACCCACAAACCACAGCUCACCCACAGCCCCCAACAACAGCUCACCCACAAACCACAGCUCAGCCACAGCCACCAACAACAGUUAGACCCCAACCUCCAACCACAGCUCAACCGCAACCUCCAACAACAGCUCAGCCUCAGCCCCCAAUAACAGCUCACCCACAAACCACAGCUCAGCCACAGCCACCAACAACAGUUAGACCCCAACCUCCAACCACAGCUCAACCGCAACCUCCAACAACAGCUCAGCCUCAGCCCCCAAUAACAGAUGGAUCAAAACCUUCAACAACUAGUAAACCAAAUCUCACAACAAGUAAACCAGGGAUUCACACGACAGCUUCAUCACAAUCAACGACAACAACCAGACCAUCAAAUACACCUGUACCAACCCCCUCUUGCCCUGAGGAUAGCCAUUACACUACUUGUGUCCCAUCCUGCAGUCCAACUUGUUCAUACCUGAAUGGGCCACCACACUGCAGUGAAAAUGAGGGUUGUGUGCAGGGAUGUGUAUGUGAUGAUGGAUUCGUGCAGAAAGGCAGGGUUUGUGUGCCAAUCCAACUGUGUGGAUGUGUUGACAGGAAUGGCACCAAACGCCAGUUCAAUGAAGUAUGGUACACAAGUCACUGCAGUGAAAAAUGUAAAUGCAAGAAAGACAAUGGUGUGGGGAGAAUUGAAUGUGAUGACAAGGACGAGUGCGAUGGAAAUGCUGUUUGCCUUCCAAACGAGAAUGACGAUUAUUACUGCCAGUCAACAGGCUUCAGUGAGUGUUCUAUCAAAGGAGACCCUGAGUACAGAACCUUUGACAGGUUUAAGCAUGACUUUGAAGGAAGGCACUCAUACGUGCUUAUCCAGACCAAGAACUUGCCAAAUAACCUUCAAGAAGUCUACAUCCAGGGCAUUAAUAGACGCACAGAGGAUGAAGAUGAUAGUCAUCAUCAUGAUGACAGUCAUCAUCAUGAUGACAGUAGCAGUGAAGAAGACAACAGCCACAGAAUCAGGGAUGAAGACGAGGAUGAUGAUGAUGAUGACAAGGAUAAAGAUGACUCCCAUAAUGAUGAAAGUGAGGAAGAUGAUGAACAAAGCGGUUUAAGAGAGCUUAAAAUCAGAGUGUACAAUCACACUGUAGAGUUCAAGAAGAAGCGGAAGUUGACUAUGGAUGGAAAGAGAACCAACACUCCUGUAUCACUUCCUGGUCUCAGCAUUUGGCAGCAUUCCUCUCGCAUCUACCUGAAGACUGACUUUGGCCUUUCAGUGGAGUUCGAUGGACAAAGUGAAGCAGAGAUCAUUCUACCCAACACAUAUAAAAGGAAGGUGGGGGGCCUGUGUGGGAACUUUGAUGGCAGAAAGCAGAAUGACCUGAUGAUGCCGGAUGGCACCAGGGCAAGGGACGUUCAAGAGUUUGGCGAGAGCUGGAGAGUUUGAAUAUCAGAUAGCUCUUGUGUUGAAACUCCGCACUAAAACAAAUGGGCUGGUUUGAGCACUUGAAGAAACAAUACUGAAGAAUUUUACUAUGAAAUGCACAGUGAUGGAAUCUAUUACUUAAAAUAAUAAGAACAGACAUAUGCAUGCAUAUUUCACUUUAUUCAAGACAACUUAACCCCCAGCGCUUAGACAAAAGAUAUAUCAGUGGAAAGACAUACCUCUCUAAUGUAAUCACAUUAUUCAAGGAUUUUAAUUGUUUCAACUAGAGUCUGUUUUGUAGUUUUCAAGUAAAUUUAGAAAAAGUUACUUAUCUCUUUGUGUAUAGAGUCUUUGUCUUUUUAAAGAUACUUUGCACUCUGAGCAUAAACUGUAUCUUCGGUACAGUUUGUGUCUGUGCCAUAAAUACUAUUUAUUCAAUAGAUGAUUUUAUUACUGUUGUGAAUACACUGCAUGUCUGUUUUACAAAGUAAUGGCCGUGUUGAGAUUAAAUAAAUGUUUCACUGUGUUAAGAGAAAGAUAAUUCAUGACAAUGAAGGAUUUUCUAUCCCUAUCUAAACUAGUCGGAAAUACAUUCAAUGUGCAAUAAACAAGUAAUCAAGA